AUGUCUGACUCUACUAGAAGUAAAACAGUCGACAUACCUUUCAAACGCAUUUUAGUUACAGAUCCUUGCCAAUUACCCAAUAGUUACUCUACCACGCCAGGAGGAACUAUCUUUUCUACCACUCCUGGUGGGACGCGUAUCAUUUAUGAUCGAGCAUUCUUAUUACAAAUGAGAAACUCUCCUCAUGCUCAAAUUCCUCCAUCGAACUUACCGAAUAUCCCUGGCGUAACAAGUCCUCCUAUAAAAGAAGAUAAAUUUCCUAAGUCGAAAGACCAUCCGGAAAAAUCUACAAAUCCAGUCACUUCGAGGCCGAACGUUGAACAGAAGGAAGACAAAGGUGAAGAAGAACAGUUUGCUAUGGAAAUGGAAGAAUGA
This is a messenger RNA of Trichoplax adhaerens, 375 nucleotides long. RefSeq lists its product as uncharacterized. The record is from RefSeq and is a predicted model, not a curated record. The transcript has 3 exons. Gene Ontology annotation, cellular component: cytoplasm. Gene Ontology annotation, biological process: negative regulation of translational initiation. Gene Ontology annotation, molecular function: eukaryotic initiation factor 4E binding. Bases 1 to 375 code for a protein of 124 amino acids. NCBI's taxonomy places the organism in Eukaryota, Metazoa, Placozoa, Uniplacotomia, Trichoplacea, Trichoplacidae.